Saccoglossus kowalevskii is the source of this 4066-nucleotide messenger RNA. RefSeq names its product hemicentin-1-like. Gene Ontology annotation, molecular function: calcium ion binding; axon guidance receptor activity. The record is from RefSeq and is a predicted model, not a curated record. Gene Ontology annotation, cellular component: neuronal cell body; axon; plasma membrane. Lineage: Eukaryota; Metazoa; Hemichordata; Enteropneusta; Harrimaniidae. Gene Ontology annotation, biological process: homophilic cell-cell adhesion; synapse organization.
AUGUCUGGCUCUAAAUUGAAACCUAAAAAUGCUCUCUGUCUGUAUCGUGAAACACUUUCUGGUGCAGAACAGCUACGUUAUGAAGCAAAACUGUCUACUAUUGGGGGCUGUGACCCUUACGUGGUUGAUGCUACUAAAUGGUCUGCAGACGUCGCCUUGUUACCGUCCGUGACAUAUCCAGAUAUUGUGAAUUACCUGGUUUUCAAUCCUAGCCCUUACACACUGGAUGACUUAAAGUGUUACAAAGGUCUUGAAGCCUACAACCAAUUUGUUUCCGGUUGGGUGAGAGAAAUGAAAACAUUUGUGUGCAAUGAAAACAUUGUAGUAUCUGCUAAGGUCAUGCAUUCUCAGAGAAUGAGUGAGAAGCCUCUACAGCCCUGGAUGAUAGCGAAACAAAAUGCACCACCUAACAUGGAAGAUUCACAUUUACCAAAUGAUGUUAAAGUGAUUCAACAUAAACCAGCAGCAUUAGAGUGUGCCACUGAUGCCAACCCAUCGCCUACAAUAACGUGGUAUAAAAAUGGGAAUCGUUUGAACCCGCACAGCAGGCUGGGACCUCGUAUAUUGAGAGGAAAUACAUUGUUACAAAUUUACAGUUCUCAAGUUACUGAUAUAGGACAGUAUCAAUGUGUUGCUACAAAUGUAGCUGGAAAUAGUUCCAAAAUAUUCAACCUGGACGUACUUGUUCCACCAACCAUUGGUGACGGUGAUAAAUACAAAACUGUACUUGUCAACGCUAAUGUUACACUAUCAUGUGAAGUGUAUGGAUUGCCUAAGCCUAAAGUUACGUGGUAUAAAGAUCAAUUGAAGUUACCAGCAGUGAAUAAAGACAAAAAAUAUACGAUCUUCAGCAGUGGGUCAUUAUUGCUAAGUGCAGCUAAAAUAUCGCACACUGGUGAAUAUACUUGUCAUGUAUCUAAUGAGGCGGGUAAUAUCACCAGGGUUAUAACACUAGAAGUACAAGUACCACCAUCAAUAGAGGACAGAAUUGAAGACAUCAGAACAAUUGAAGGUGACCAUGUUGAUUUGAUCUGUAGAGCUAGUGGAACCCCGCCACCGAAAAUAAUAUGGCACAGAGGUGGUAAUGUCAUAGAUGACAAUACACCAGGAUAUGUUCUACAUGAUGAUGGUAGAUUAAGUAUACGAUCUACAAGCGUUUCAGAUGCUGGUGCUUAUAACUGUGUAGCGCAAAAUCCAGCGGGAGCAGCUUAUAAGAAGAUUAAACUACAAGUGCAAGUGCCACCUACAAUUCAAGAAUCUUUCCAACAGUUUGUGGUGAUAGAAGACCAACAAGUGACAAUGGAAUGUACAUCCACGGGAACACCAGCACCGGAAAUACGAUGGCAGAUAAAAGACGAAGACAUAUCCCAUAAUGAUAUGCGGUAUAGAAUGUUGCCAACGGGUGCAUUGCAGAUCCCAUUUGCACGAAGGGAAGAUACAGGAAUGUUUAAAUGCAUUGCAGAAAAUGCAGCAGGGAAAGCUGAACAGUUUAUGGGCCUACAAGUGAAUGUUCCUCCAAGUAUUUACCCAGACAAACAAGCAUACCACGUACUCAUCCAAGAGAAUAUUGGACUGCAGUGUAAUAGCGAUGGAACACCACAACCCACUGUAACCUGGGAAAAAGAUGGCCGUGGUGUUGCUAACACCGACAGACACCACAUAGCCGAUGAUGGUGAACUUUAUAUAACGAAUACUCAAGAAGUUGAUAAUGGUAAAUACAUAUGUAGAGCUAUCAAUGUAGCUGGCAGAGCCUCUCGGGAAAUGAUUCUGACAGUUCAAGUACCACCCAAGUUUACAGUGAUGCCUAUUGCCCAGCGAUUAUCUGCUAAUGAUGUACUACAUCUGGUAUGUGAAGCUGUAGGUGUACCAGUACCAGAAUUGACCUGGCAACAUAAUGGAGAGUAUAUACCAACUGCUCGCAGUAUAAAUGGUCGAAGUGAACUGACAAUAUAUAAUGUACGAAAGGAAGAUACUGGAACAUAUGCAUGUAUUGCUGAAAACGCCGCUGGGAAGGAAAAAAGAGUGACUGAUAUCUGGGUCCAAGUUCCACCAACUGAUUUUGUGCCUCCUCGGAAUCAGACAGUAACACGUGCACACACAGUGGAGUUGACCUGCUCUGCCGAUGGCGACCCCGCACCAAAUAUAAUUUGGAGUAAGAACAGUAACCCAGUUCAUUUCACCAAUAGGGUUAGAAAAUCCAACAACGGCUCAUUGGUUAUUUACGGCACUACUGUAAGUAAACCGGAAUUAACAAUAGAGCCACCCGAAGCUAUGAUUGUUGAUCAAGGAGAUGCAAUAUUAAUAGAUUGCCAGGCAGAAGGUGACCCACAGCCAUCUAUCGAGUGGUGGACUGCAACAUCUAUGAUAACAUCCAAUGGUAGAAAUAUGAUUUUACCCAACAAUACAUUGUAUAUUUUCCCUGCACAAAUUGAGGAUAAUGGUAGAUACGCUUGUAAAGCCAUUAACACAGUGGGCGAUACAACUCGAGCUACCUUGGUAACAGUUAGAGUUAAUGGUCAAUAUGGUAGAUGGUCCGAAUGGUCCGAAUGUAGCAAAUCAUGUGGAAGAGGAUUCAAGUCACGUGAUCGUCAUUGUAACGACCCUGUUCCCCAGUAUGGUGGAAAAGCAUGUACUGGCAAAUCACAUGAACAGGUGCCGUGUAACAUCAAACCCUGUCCGGUUGAUGGAAAAUGGGGUCCAUGGAGUCCUUGGAAUGAAUGUAGUGAGACAUGUGGGGAAGGAACUGAGACACGUACAAGACAGUGUAAUAAUCCUGCACCUAAAGAUGGUGGUCUACAGUGCCUUGGAUCUGAUGUACAAAGUCAAAUGUGUAAAAUACAGACAUGUUCGGUUGACGGUAAAUGGGGUACAUGGAAUUCAUGGCAAAUGUGUAGUAAAUCAUGUGGUACUGGCAAACAAACCCGUGAACGUACAUGUUCCAAUCCAGCUCCACGACACGGUGGUAGACCAUGUGAUGGACAGGAUAAACAGGAGAACUACUGUAACACUGAGGGAUGUCCAGUCCAUGGUAAUUGGUCUACAUGGGAAGAGUGGGGGGAGUGUAGUGCUAGUUGUAAUGGCGGUCAACAAAGACGUUACAGAACUUGUAAUAAUCCAAGACCAAGUCAUGGAGGAAGAUUCUGUCAAGGGACAAACACGCAAAUGAAAUCGUGUAAUCUUCAGGAAUGUUCAGUUGAUGGCAGGUGGUCUGAAUGGGGUGAUUGGACAGAAUGUUCACUAAGUUGCGAUGGCGGUGAAAAAACUCGACGUCGAACAUGUACGGAACCGUCACCUUCUUAUGGCGGCCGACCAUGUCAAGGCGAUUCCUCACACGUUGCAAGAUGUAAUUUGAUACCAUGUCCAGAUGGUCCAGCUGACGCUGUUGGUAAUGUUAUUGGUGAAAUUAAUGGUAUUGACUUUGGAAUUGCAAGACUGUAUGCCAAUAUCACCCGUGAUGGGAAUUCAAAGCGAGUUCAUGCGAAAAUAUAUGACAUACCUGAAUCAGUAGGAUAUUGGAUGAGAAAAUUGAUAUCGUUAUUGACACCAAUAUAUUGGACUUCAGCGCUUGAAAUUGAUGAAGCAGUCAAUGGAUAUACACUUACCAAUGGUGUGUUUAGAAGAGAAACACAAGUAGAAUUUGCCACAGGUGAGAUUCUGACAAUGACACAUAAAGCACAUGGUGUAGAUGAAAACGGGCAGUUACAAAUCGAUGUCGUAAUUAAGGGUGAAGUACCAAAGCUACCAUUGGUAGACAUUAGAUUAAAGCCAUACACUGAAGACUAUAUACAAACAAAUAAUGGCGAAAUCUAUGCUUAUUCCACAAGAAUGUUCAGCAUGGAUGGACACUCUUUACCUUAUGCUUGGAACCAUUCUAUACAUUAUGAUCCUCGUCUGGGGAGAAUGCCAUUUUUAGUUGAAAAACUACACGCUGUAGGCCUAGGUGUAGAUUAUGAUUCCUCUAAACAAGUACUACAAUAUGAGAUUUCUACUUCUAUAUCGAAAGGUGAACCAAGUAAUCAAUGUCCAGAAGGUUUUUAUUUAGAUGCCAGUGGUCCAUUUUGUAAAG